Molecule: messenger RNA, 2406 nt
Organism: Oncorhynchus gorbuscha (pink salmon)
Lineage: Eukaryota; Metazoa; Chordata; Actinopteri; Salmoniformes; Salmonidae
Product: voltage-dependent P/Q-type calcium channel subunit alpha-1A-like
Exons: 10
Biological process (GO): chemical synaptic transmission; calcium ion import across plasma membrane
Cellular component (GO): neuronal cell body; voltage-gated calcium channel complex
Molecular function (GO): high voltage-gated calcium channel activity
Source: RefSeq, a predicted model, not a curated record
GUGGGUGUCUUGCUCUGCUGCCUGCGUUUGCUUACGUGUGUUUGCCCUUGCGUAUGUUCUUUCGUACGUGCGCGUGUUUGCUCUUGUGUGUGUUUGCUGUCCUGCGUAUCUGCCUGUGCGUAUGCCCACGUGUGUGUGUGUGUCUUGACGUGUGUGUUGGGUAACACAGGAGGAGCUGACAAACAUCAGAUGGACGCUGAGCUAAGGAAAGAAAUGAUGGCCAUUUGGCCCAACCUCUCUCAGAAGAACCUAGACCUGCUGGUCACGCCACACAAGUCCACAGACCUGACAGUGGGGAAGAUCUACGCUGCCAUGAUGAUCAUGGAGUAUUACAGACAGAGCAAGGCCAAGAAGCUCCAGGCCCUACGCGAGGAGCAGAACCGAACACCGUUAAUGUUUCAGCGCAUGGAGCCGGGGAGGCCCCGACGGGACGGGGGAGGAGGGAUGCCAGGGGUCAACGGCCUCCCCGCCACACAGCACGACCCCAACAGCAUACCUCCAGAGGGUGGGAUGACAGAGAGCCAGUCGUGGGUAACAGCUAAAGCUCAGGAGAUGUUUAACAAGACAGGCAACUGGAGCCCAGAGAGACCCUACCCCGACCAUCUCCAUGACAACAGACACAACCCGCAGACGCUAGAGAUGAGAAAGAUGGGGCGGGACGGGUACUUGGAAACUGAGCCCUGUCACCCAAUGCGAAUGGACAGGCAUGGUCGGACCAUCUCCAUGCCCCGCCUCUCAGACGACAACCAAACCAUAACAGACACCAGCCCCAUGCGUCGGUCCACCUCCUCUCUGGGAGAGGGGGUGAGGCUGGAUGACUACAGCCUGGAGAGGGUAGAAGGAGAGGGGAGGCACGGUGGGGGAGCAGGAGGGGGACAACGCAGGGACAGGAGGGACAGGAGCCACCGCACCUCUCAGAGGUCCCUUACCAGAUACACAGACGCAGACACAGGGUUGGGCACAGACCUGAGCACUACCACCCAGUCUGGAGAACUCCCCCCCAAAGAGCGUGAACGCGAACGCGGUCGAGCCAAAGACCGCAGGCACCACCAUCAUCACCACCACCACGGUGGCUCCAUGGAGAAGGAGGGGCGCUUCGGGCCAGACAGACACGGGCCAGAGUUCACCCACAGACACCCCCACGACCGGGGGGACAGACACUGGUCCCGCUCUCCUAGUGAGGGGCCCGACGGACGGGGCCACAGACAGGGCAGUAGCUCGGUGAGCGGCAGCCCCGUCCCCUCCACGUCCGGUACCUCCACCCCCCGCCGCGGGCGCCGACAGCUGCCCCAGACCCCCGCCGUGCCACGCCCCCACGUCACCUACUCCCCAGCCAUACGACACCCCAAGCCCACCUACGGAGCAGGUCCCCCUGGACGACUCCGCUCCCCCUCCCCCCGACACUUCUCCCCCCCAGAGCACGACGGAGGGGGGUAUCACCGCCCGCCAUCGCGUCACGUUUCCCCGCUUGAGCAUGGAGGGUCGAGGCACGGGUCUCCAAGAUCGGCCCGGCACCAGUCGGGGUCUCGUUCACCUCCGCCCCACCAUGGGUCACCCCGGUCCCCCCGCCACGGGCGCUGGAGCGGUCCCCCUCCCGGGGAUAGUCUGGAGAGCGAGGGCGGCCCAUUCUAUGAGCGUGACUGCGAGUACGAGCGCCAGCAUGAGCCGCCCGCCUACGAGCAGAGCCUCAGCAAUCCACAUCCCCACGGCAAACCCCACCCGCACGGCAACCCACACCUGCACGGCAACCCGCACCCACGCUCCCCCAGGACUGCCCGGCACGGGGGCGGCGUGGGCCCACCACCUCCACUUGCUCCCACUCACCCCCGACGAGUCCCAAAUGGUUACCGCUCGUCUUCGCCCUCCCCGCACCGGCGAGGGCCCCCACAUCAACACCCCAAUCCAGGGGGACCACCCCACCGGUCCCCUCCUCAUCACCGGGUCCCCCAUGGAGGCCCCAGAGGCCCCCGGAAGGGACUGCACGAACCCUACAGCGAGACGGACGAGGACGACUGGUGCUAGCACAGCGAAGGAACAGAAGAACGAGGGAGGAGAGGAAGAGAGGAAAAGGAGGGAGGAGAGGAGUCUCUCCAUCUCCCCCGUCCUCUGUUCUUCGUUAUGCAGACUUGAAUGAAGGGUAAAGGGAUGCAGAAGGGGGUGAGGACGGAAAGGAGGAGAGGAGAAUUUGGGAGAAGUCUCUCCAUCUCUCUACCUCCACCCCUGAGACUCAGACUUGGAUGGAAUGAUGAGGGAUGGAGGGAUGGUUAGAGGAGAGGAGGCACACUGUGUGGGUGUGUGAGACUCUAAACUCAGAGCAGACAUGACAAAGAGAGAUAAGGCAGAACUACGCACCUCUCCUCUUCUCCUCUGUCUCAACUACCAUACCCAGAGUUCUCAGCGUGCCCA